Drosophila ficusphila is the source of this 10562-nucleotide messenger RNA. Its product is annotated as titin. Bases 357 to 8999 code for a protein of 2880 amino acids. Gene Ontology annotation, molecular function: protein binding. The transcript is spliced from 8 exons. The record is from RefSeq and is a predicted model, not a curated record. Lineage: Eukaryota; Metazoa; Arthropoda; Insecta; Diptera; Drosophilidae.
AGCGAAACGUGCGCGUCGUGUAAUGGACGUGCCGGCUCCCAUUUAGCCCAUCGAAUCUUCAAGUUCAAACGUGGACACAGCGGAUUACCUUUGCCCUAAAAACCAACAAAAAAUCUAAAAACGCAAGAAAAACUGUCAAGUGAAUCCGAACAAACAUCGAGUUGAAAAAACCCACAAAGUGCGCGAAAUGUUGAGCUACGUGUAAAAGCGAUUUAAAGGAUCCUAUCUAUAACUCUGUGAGAUACAAAUCAAAGAUACAAAUCGGGAAGAAAGUGGCUAGUGAUCCCAUUGAAUUCUGAGAGUUCUAAACGACGAAAACCGUUCUGUUACUUGAGUGAAAAAGUUACAACCACAAGAUGACAAGAAGACGUUCGAGUCCGCCGGGACUCGAGGAGCUGCUCUGCAUGGCGCUCGUCCUUCUGGCCUUGGUCCUGAUACCCGCCCAAGCCGCCCCGUUGCAGGAGUACACGGAGAUCCAGCAGUAUUCUGAGGGCUGCUACUACAACUAUGCGCACUACCAAGAAGGCGAUCGCAUCAUGACCAAUGAGCCGUGCCUCAACUGCACCUGCCACAACCGCAUGCUGAUGUGCUACCUGCGCGUCUGCCCCUUCACAAAGCCCAUUGGCCACGACUGCAUCGUGGAGAAGCGGGAGGACCAGUGCUGCCCCAUCAUCACCUGUCCCGAAGUCCCAGUGGAUGUGCCCUACCACUCGCCGGAACCCGGAACCGAGCUGAGCAUCCCCGAGAAGUUCGGCUGCAGCAUCGAGGAGAAGUUCUACCCGGAGGGCGCCCAGGUGCCAUCGAACCCCAACAAACCCUGCGAACUCUGCUACUGCAUCAACAACCAGACCAAGUGCGUCAUGCAGGAGUGCACGCUCCACGUGGACGGCUGUCUGCCCAUCUACAACAAGGGAUCCUGCUGCCCAGUGCGCUACAGUUGCGACCAUGAGAACGAAUUGGACUUUGUGGACCAGUCGACCACCACGACCACCACCACAGUGCGUCCCACCACCGGCUUCAUCCUGGAGAGCACAAUGACCCCGCCAACCUCCACCGACUGCAUCCACGACGGCGAGGUCUACGCCGACGGAGCCUCGCUGAAGGGCAAGAAUGCCUGCGAGCACUGCUACUGCAUGCGAGGAGAUAUUGUGUGUGCCGUCCAGGAAUGCGAGGUGCCCAUGAUGGCAGCCAACGGAAAGUCCUGCCGCGCCAUGCCCGCCGCCGAGGGAGAGUGCUGCCCGAGCAACUACGUCUGCGAGGACGACAGUGCCACCACCGAGAUCGUUGAGGUCACCACUGCUGAGGGAGUUACUUCGGCGCCGGCCAAGGGCAUUCACGCCGAGAUUCCCAAGGAGGAUGUGGAUCUGCAGGAGCACAUCGACGACGAGGAGAAGGACCAGGGCAAGGACAAGGAGAGCUCCACCGACAUUCCAUCCGCCGAACUGGGAAGCGGAGAGGUCGAGGACGAAGAGGAGGAGGGCAAGACCACCACCUCCACCACGGUUGCUCCUGAACGAGUCACGGACGAGAAGGACUUCUCCUUCGAGCCCGAAUCCUCCACCGCUGGCAUUGCCUCCGACUCCAGGAUCGAUGUGCCAUCCUCCACCGAGGACACCAAGGAAUCCGCCACCGAACCCGCCGAAUCCGCAACUCCAGAACCAGAGGGCAGCGGCGAAGAGACCAAGCCUGCCGAGAUUCCCGAGAAGGAUGUCACCGAGGAGGAGUUCAUCAAGGUCAGCACUUCCGCUCCAGCCAAGGCCAGUCCCGAAGAGGAAGUGGUCAAGGCCACCACCUCGUCGCCAACGGAAGAGGAGGAGGAGGUUAAGCCCACGUCGGAGGGAACAACUGCCGGAGAGGAGGAAGAAAGCAAACCUUCGGAGGAGGGAAGCGGUGAGGAGGAAAAGGAUGUCAAAGCCACAGAAGCCCCAGAGGAAUCCGAAGAGGAAGCCAAGCCCACUUCCACUCCAGCGACAAGCGAUGAAAAGGAGGAGGAGGAAGCCAAGCCCGCUGAGGGAAGCGGUGAGGAGGAACAGGAAGCCAAGCCCACUGCCGCUCCCGAGGGAAGCGGUGAGGAAGAGAAGGAUGCGGAGCUCAAGCCCACUUCUGCUCCAGCGGCAAGCGAAGAAACCGAACAGGAAGCCACUUCAGCUCCCGCCGAAAGCGAGGAACCCGAGGCAGGCAAGCCCACUCCAGCUCCAUCUGCCACCGAUGAUGUUGAACCACCCAAGCCCACUGAAUCCGCCGAGGAAGCUAGCAGUGAAGGCGAAGAGGAAAUCGUCAAGGCAACCACUCCUGCUGGAGAAGCAUCCAGUGAAGGAGAAGAGGAGAUCGUCAAGGCAACCACACCUGCUGGAGAAGUUCCCAGUGAAAGUGAGGAGGAGAUCGCCAAGGGAACCACUCCUGCUGGAGAAGCUUCCAGUGAAAGUGAGGAAGAAAUUGUCAAGGGAACCACGCCUGCUGGAGAAGCUUCCAGUGAAAGUGAGGAAGAAAUUGUCAAGGGAAGCACUCCUGCUGGUGAAGCUUCGAGUGAAGGAGAAGAGGAGAUUGUCAAGGGAACCACUCCUGCCGGAGAAGCUCCGAGUGAAGGAGAAGAAGAGAUUGUUAAGGGAACCACUCCUGCCGCAGAAGCUUCUAGUGAAGCCGAAGAGGAGAUUAUCAAGGGAACCACUCCUGCCGGAGAGCCUAGCAGCGAAGGAGAAGAAAGAUCCACUAUUGCUCCUAGAACCGAAAUCAAGGGUCACAAACAACCAGAGUCUGCCACAGAAUCUCCCGCGGAGGAUGAAUUGGUCAAACCCACAUCGCCGGUCGCUGAAACCGAAGAGGAGACCAUCAAGGUCACCACACCUGCCAUUCCCAGUGAAGAUGUCAGUUCCGAAGAGGAGAUCGUUAAGGCCACCACACCAAAGAGCUUGGAGGACAAGCCUGAGGCCGCCGAAGAGUCUACCGAGUUGCCAGCUGAAGAGGAAGAUAUUGCCAGUCCAACCAGCGCUCCACCCAUCGCCUCCUCUACUGAAGGAGUCCAGGAAGCUUCGGAGGAACCAAGCACCAGCGAACCUGCUCGGGCUGGCGACAAAGAAGAAGGCGCCGUCACCGUGCCCACUCCCGAGAAGGAUGAGCAAGAGUCUGGAGAGAUCGAAGAGGAUGCCACCGAGUUGCCAAUCGAGGAUGCUGUCAAGAGCACCACUGCCAAGACCCCAACCACCGAGAAGGCCGAGGAGGAGUCCUCCACCGAGUCUGAAAUCGAGACAGCUACCGACAAACAGGAGGUUCCAGAAGCCGAGCCCACUGACAAGGACCACAAGAAGGAGGAAGGUGAGCAGGCAAGCACUGAGCUGCCUGCCAAGUCAGAUAUUCACCCACCUGCCGAGGAGACUGAAGCCUCCACCAGUAAGCCGGAGACCAGUGAUGAAGCCGCUACAGAUAAGCCAAUCCCUGUUUACCUGCCACCUGCCGGAGCAGAGGAUUCCACGAAAGUCCAGGUACCAGCCACAGAAUCCCCAGUCGAAGAGAAACCAUCCAAGCCUGUGGAGACCACUUCAGAGUCCCAGGAUGUCCCGUCCAGCACUCAAGCCUCAGUCGACGAUCGCAAGGACAUCGAUGUGGAGAGGACCACCCUGCCACCGAGUGGCGAGGAUCAGAGCUCCGUCUCGGAACCCCUGCCCGCCAUGGAUCUGCCCGCUGUUAUUCCUGGCGAGGGCGACUGCCUGGUGGAGGGCAAGACCUAUGCCAACAACUCCAUUGUCCCAGCCACCGCACCCUGCGACGUGUCCUGCAGAUGCAUCAGCAGCCUUGUGGCCUGCCAGCAAAUGGAGUGCAAGUUGCCGGAGAACCCGGAGAAGUGCACCGUGUCUGCGGAUCUGGUCGAUGGCUGCUGUCCCACUUACGUCUGCGAUGAGAGCACCGAGAGUGCCGAAAAGGAACAGGAAUCCACUGCCAAGCCCGAUGACAAGAUCGACGAGGAUGUCUCCGAGAUCAGCACCGAGGAAGUUCCCAAGGAUGUCAUCAUGCCUACUGGCAUUACUGAGCAGCCUCUUUCUCACGUCAAGCCCGACGAAGAGAUUCAGCCGGUGACCUCUGUUCCUUCGCAGGAUGAGGAAUCCACGACUUCCAAGACUGAAAAGAAACCAAUUGAUGAGUCUGAAGAGGAUAAAAAACCAGUUGAUGAAUCCGAGGAAGACAAGAAACCAGUUGAUGAGUCCGAAGAACAUAAGAAACCAGUUGAAGAAUCUGAAGAGGACAAGAAGCCUGCUGUCGAAUCUGAGGAGAAGGACAAGCCUGCUGUCAAUGAAAUCGAGGAGGAGACCCAGAAACCUCUUGAGAAGGAACCCAAGCCCGAGGACAAGAAGAAGAUCGAGGGAGAAUUCGUGUCAGCCACUGAGCAACCGGAGGCUUCUACUCCCUCCCAGGUGGACGAGGAAUCCGAGAAGGAGACUGAAGACAAGCUGGCCACCACUUCUGCUCCAGUUUCUAGUGAUGAAGAGCUCAAGCCGGUCGACGAACAGAAACCCACUGAGGAAGAGGCUAUCCCUGCCAGCACUGCUCAACCCGAAAAGGAGUCACCAGAGUCCUCUACUGAACUGCCAAUUGCUGAUCUUGACAAGAAACCGGAGGCGGAGGAACCUGCUCCAGCCACUGAGGCCCCUGAGUCCGAUAAGAUUCCCGAAGCUUCGACUGCAGCACUUCCAGCUGGAGAAGAGAGCGAAGAAUCUGUCGAAAUCACGACCGCUGCUCCAUCGAAGGCUUCUCCCUUGGAUGAAAAGGAAACUUCCGGUGAGGAAGAUAUCGUUCCUCCCAUUUCUGUGCCCGUUGAAAGCGAAGUUGAAAUCGGAACCGAGAAGCCAGACGUGCACGGACCACCUCUACCCACCCUUGCUCCCAGUCAGCCAGAGAAGAAACCAGUCGAGGAGGAGUCCUCCACUGAAAUCAGUACCGAACCAAGCGCUGAAGGAGAGAAGGAAACCUCUGACGAGAAUGAAAUCGAGGUCGUUGCUACUCCUGCUCCUGCUCCUGUUGAAUCUGCUGAUGAGGACAAGACCCCAAGCACCGACAAGACUGUCGAAGCCGAAGAGAAGGCCACCACGGUUGCUCCAUCUGUUGGCGACGAGGAGGAGGGCAAUCUGCCCAAGCUGCCCCAGGAUAUCUUUGAAGAGGAACUGCCUGUCGCUAUCACUACUUCUGCUCCCUCGAAGGAGGAGGCUGAACAGAGGCCAGUUGAAGAAGGACAAAAACCAGUCGAAGAAGAAGGGAAACCAGUCGAGGACGAAAAGAAACCAGUUGAAGAGGGACAGAAGCCCGUUGAGGAAGAGAGCUCCACAGCUACUUCUGCCGAAAAUGAGGUCGAGCCUGAAUCUGAUCGCGCAACCACUGUGGCUCCUGCCAGGGAUGAGUCUGCCGAGCCUUCCACUGGAGCUCCUGCAUCUGAUGAUAGCAAGGAAACCCCUGAAGCUGAAGUACCCACAACUGUUUCCCCUGCUGAUGAGAAGAUUCCUUCCAGCAGUUUUACUCCUGAAGAGGAGCCUUCUUCUGCCACUUCUGCUCCUGUUGCCAAGCCGGAUGAAGAUGUAGAAAAGGAAACCGAAAGCGCCAGUGGUAUUCCUGAAUCUUCCUCUGAGGAGGACAAGGAAACAUCCACGGAUCAGACUCCAUCUCUUUCUGCCGAAGAGAAGCCUGAAGCUCCUACCAAGACUCCAGAGGAGGCAGAGGAAUCUGUUGAGGUCACCACCACGCGAACGGCCGCCAAUGAAGUGCCCUCUAUCCCGAAACUGCCUGAGGAAGUCCUUGCUGAGAUUCCGUCACCCUCUACCGAGACCGGAGUCAAACAGGAAGCGGAAACUACUGCUGCUCCAAUUGCUGACCAGAAGGAACCUGCUGUUACCUCGAUCCCGUCUGCUGAAAUCGACCAGGAAGCCACCACAGUUUCUUCCAUCUCUGAGAAGGAUGAGAAGCCGACUGAGGAAGAGAAACCAGUGGAGGAGGAGAAACCAGUGGAGGGGGAGAAGCCAACUGAGAAACCAGUGGAGGAGGAGAAACCAACUGGAGAGGAGCCAUCUGAGGAAGAGGAGAAGGAGAAGCCCUCGGAAGAGGAGCCAUCUACUGAGGAACCUGCCAAGAUUGCCAAGCCAGAAGAUAAGCUUGAAGCUAAGCCUGCUUUCACUGAAACUCCCGAGGAGGGAUCCACGGAAUCGUCUGAGGAAGUUGAACCAUCGACUGAAGGAGCUGCUGAUCAGAAGCCCGAAGACAAGCAGCCCUCAUCUACUGCCCAGUCGCCAGUUGAGAAGAUUCCCGAAGCUUCUACCGAGCUGCCAAUUGAGGAUGCCGACAAGGUCACAACUGUUGCUCCUGUUGCCGCCGAUGAAGCUACCGCAGCUCCAUCUGACGAAAAGACUCCCUCCGAGGAAGAAGAGAAGACUCCUUCAGAGGAGGACGAGAGCCCAGAAGCUACUACUGCCUCUCCUCAGGCUGUCGGAGAUGAUGACACCAAGAAGUUACCAGAGGUGGAACCAUCUUCCACUGAAGCUGAAGACAAGAAGCCCGUCGACGAGAAGGAGACUGAAGAGAAACCUGAUUCUACUACCCAUGUUCCUGAUCUCGCAGAGGGAGCUGUUUCUUCGACCACUUCUGCCCCAGUUGCUGGUGAGGAUAUCGAAAAGGAGGUUGAGGCCACCACUGCCUCGCCUGUCGAGGAACAGGAGGAAGAAGAGAUCAAGCCGACCGGCGCUCCAGCUGCCGAGAUUCCCGAACCAUCCGAAAAGGAGCCUGCACAGGAUGAACAAGAAGUGGAGGUCACCACCAAGCCAAGCAGCGAAGAAUCUGACGAACAGCCCAUUGAUGAGACUGUCGCCGCGACAUCUGGACCGGUUGAGGAAGCUUCCACAGCCGCUCCUGCCAAGGAGGAAUCCAGCACUUCGCCUCAGGAGAAGGAUGAAGUUGAAAUCACCACAGCUGCCGGCCCAGCUUCGCCUGCUGUUCACGAUGAGGACACCAAAGAAACCAUCACUGAACAACCUGUUUCUGAUGAGAACGAGGUGCCUGCAACCCAAGAUGAAACCAAAACUCCCAUUGAUCUGGCUACCGACUCUCCCGUCGAAGAAGAAGAUAAGGAACAGGACAAGACUGAGGCUCCAGUUGCACCCACAACAGUCGCUCCUGCCACAUCUGCUGCUGAUUCUACCACUCCUUCUGAGGGUGUUCCUCCUGCCCAGGAGAUCGACACCAAGCCCAUGGAGGAGGUCAUGUCCCAGACUAUUGCACCCCACGCCGCCGAUGAGUCUGCGUCCACAUCCGCCGAGGAGGAAGACCAGUCUCCAGUUACUGUGUCUCCUCAGGAUGCUGACAAGACUCCAGUUACCGCGGCUCCCGAGGAUUCGGACAAGACUCCAGUCCCAGAGGCUCCCGAGGAUGCUGAUAAGGCUCCAGCCACAGUUUCUCCCCAGGAUGCUGACAAAACUCCAGUUACUGGAGCUCCUCAAGAUGAAGACAAAACGCCGGUCACAGUGGCUCCUGAAACUGCUGACGAAGUCCCAUCAUCAGUAUCUCCUGUGGAUGACGAGAAGACUCCUGCCACUGCUGCUCCCGUGGAUGAUGAAAAGGCACCCGCCACUUCAGUUCCCGUGGAAGAGGAAGAGAUCCCAGCUACCCAAGCUCCAGUUGAUGACGAGAAGAUUCCCUCUACUGCCGCUCCUGUGGCUGAUGACAAGACUCCUGCUGGCAUUGCUCCAGUUGCCUUCGAUGUGGAGCCAAGUACCGAGAAGCCUACCACUUCGGAGGAUGUUGGUGAAGAGAGCACCGAACCUGCUGUCGAUGAUGCUGAGGAUACCACUGAUGCUGAGGACACUGCUGAUCCUAAAUUGAGGCCACCCACUCCCGCGCCUGCUGUUCCAUCGGAGUCGCCAGUCACCGACGCCGAUAUUGUGGCCGAAACCGCAACUUCAGAGGUUGAGAAGGAGGUGCCUGAAAAGGAGGUUCCAGAGAAGGAUGUGGCAGAGAAGGAGGCGCCAGAGAAGCAGGCACCCGAGAAGGAGGUUUCCACCGAGCAACCAGAAUCCGCUGACGAGAAGACCACACCCGAGCCAGUAGUGAAGCCCAGCUUGGAUUCCAGCGAGGAGGGCGAGGAAUCCGUGGAGUCUGAGGAGGAGCACGCUGCAGUCACGGAACCAACCGACAAGCAGGACGAGAGCAAGGAGACUGAGGAGGACGCCGAGAAGAAGCCCGAGCCGGAGGAGCCAGAGGAGCCUGCUGUGGUGUCCGAGAUUACUCCACCAAGCGAAGAGGCGGUUCCCACAACUGGCCACCCACUGUUCCCACACCUGCCAAGCAGCUCCACCAAGGCACCAUCCAUCGUGGACCGCGUUGGCGAAGAGGACGAGGAGAGCACCACAGUGAAGUCGAGUGCCUCCAGCACCACAGAGGCGCCAGUUUCCACGACGACGGUGGCCAGCCAACAGCAGCAGCCCAUCACCCCACCGCCCUACGGCCACGCCCCCGAGUACGAGGAUGAGUACGACGAGGAGGAGGUCUUCGGACCCGGCACCUGCCGCUACGCCGGCAAGCUGUACGUGUCCGCCCAGCAGAUCCCACGCGACGAUCCCUGCGACUUCUGCUUCUGCUUCCGAAGCGACAUCAUCUGCCUGCAGCAGUCGUGCCCGCCACCGAUCGCCGGCUGCCACGAGGAGCCCAUCUCCGGCUUCUGCUGCCCGCGCUACGAGUGCCCGGUGUCUAUGGCCGCGGUGCUGAACAUCACGACGAGCACCACCACGACCAGCACCACCCUGCCGCCCCACUUCCUGCACUAUUCGCACGGCGAGGCGGUCAAGCACACCGGCUGCCUGAUCAACGGCCGAUCCUACCGCGUUGGCGAGCAGAUCGAGUCGACGAGCGGUCCCUGCAUCAGCUGCACUUGCGGCGGCGACGGCAAGAUGAAGUGCGAUCCCCAGCAGUGCGUGCCCGAGCCCACCAUGCAGCAGGUGAUGGCCGCCGUGGCGUCGGGACGCAAGAGAUGAACCACCAGCCAUGCUCACUAAAUAUAAUUUAACUAAUUCUUAAGCACUGCAGACAACAAUCACGAACCGACGAAAGAAACCAGCCCAGAUCGCACCACUCGCCAACUAGCAGCAAUAGCAAUAGAGACCACCACUAGAAAUCGGAAAAGAAAGAAAAGAAAGAAAUGAAAUGGAAAGGAAAUGAAAUAGGAAAUCGGAUAAGAAUAGGUGCCCCAAAAGAUCAGAUGCAAUAGUCUUACUUUCGGUUUGCCGACACUCGCACUCUUUCAAUUACGCCCCACUUGUUUCGGAUUAGGUUACGGUGACGAAGCAACCAGUGAUAUUGUACUGUAUACAUAGUAUAGGUGCAAUUAAUUUAGACGCGCUCACUUAAAACGAUUACUUAUUCGUAUGUGUACUAGUAUUGGGCUUGUGACCCUAGUGACAGGACAUAUAGCCACCACAGCAGCCGACGAAGCGCGUGCCUUGUAAGGUCGUUCAUUGUGCCCGCCGCCAUACAAUCGCUUUCAGGAGACUCUCAAGCACCCCCGUAAGAAAAUGAAACUAUAGCGAAGAUAUUCCGGAACCGGAUCGCAAUCAAUGGCGUUACGAAGCCACGGCAUUCGGCCGCCGGACCGGACUCUACACCCACUUGCCCCGUCCGUCCGGUGGCUCACUCUUCUCCAAUGCGCUUUUAUAGUAUUUUAGUCACCUUAUUUUUUAAACAUUAUUAUUUUUGUGUAUAAUUGUUGCUUCUAGUCUUCUUUUGUUGCAAGAGCAACGGAAUCCGCCUGUAACACGCGCACAACCCGAUCGAAUCAAUCAGAUCAGAUCGGACAAGUUGAAUCAAAUUGAGUUGAGUUGAGUUGAGAAACUGUAUCUUCUACGAACUAUUCCAAGCUUUUAUACUUUUAUAUAAAAAAAAACAAACAAUACGUGUAGAGUGGAGAAACGAACGAACUAGUUUUUAUAGCAAUUUUACAAACGAACGCACGAAUUGCAUAGUUUUAACGGAUUGAAUUUGUACUUUGCCCGCUGCGCCUGCGCACUAAACGUGCGUCUGGUGCAAAUGAGGUGGCCAAACCGUAGUCUACAUAGAAUUUUUAGAUCAACUGAAACUGAAACGGAAACGGAAACUAAAUACGGAACCGAAAAAAAAACACUGUCGGCUAUGGCUACUGCUCGACUGACUGAAAAUCGCACAGAUCGGAGAGGAGUUACCUUUGUAAACUAUUUUUUUUAACCGCCAGCUGCCGCGCUGGUGAUUACUUUAUUGGUCGUAGCAUAUAGAACGGAACGCCCGGAUCUUCAGUCACUUGAGCCUUAGCAAUACGCCGGAAUCUUGAGGCGUCUCAACCACGCCGACGGAUACGAACAUCAAUUAGAUUUAUAUAAUCUCUAAAUAUAGUUUUAGCCCUAAGUAUUUAAUUUUAAAAAUAAAUAAAUAAAUUUUAAUUUAGAUCUUAUUUAUUUGAUAUGUCUUUUAAGAACAGCUCUUGUGUUUCCAUACCUUAUCAUAAUUUAUGUGCAAGCUAUUCUUUGUAAUCUAAUAAAUAAAUACAACGCUUUUUAUUGAAAUGUAAA